This is a messenger RNA of Psammomys obesus (fat sand rat), 957 nucleotides long. RefSeq names its product charged multivesicular body protein 2A (gene Chmp2a). Lineage: Eukaryota; Metazoa; Chordata; Mammalia; Rodentia; Muridae. Bases 228 to 896 code for a protein of 222 amino acids. Gene Ontology annotation, cellular component: ESCRT III complex; multivesicular body. The record is from RefSeq and is a predicted model, not a curated record. Gene Ontology annotation, biological process: endosome transport via multivesicular body sorting pathway; protein transport; late endosome to vacuole transport. The transcript is spliced from 6 exons.
GGUUCCCGCAAAGCUCCAGGUCUCGUUUGGGCGGCAGCGUAGGAGGGCUUCUCGGUUGGGUCCUCGGAUGCCGCGUAGUCCGCCUGACCCUUCUCUCAUCGAGGUCUCCACCUCUGCCUGCCCUCGGUGUUUCUGUCACGUCGUGUGUGUAUAGAGUGCCACUUCUAUCCCGGCAAGCCAGCUAGGUCUAAAGUCUGUCCCAGGCCUGCUUGUGGAGUCCCAGGAUCAUGGACCUGUUGUUUGGGCGCCGGAAGACUCCAGAGGAACUGCUUCGACAAAAUCAGAGGGCUCUGAACCGAGCCAUGAGGGAGCUGGACAGGGAGCGGCAGAAGCUAGAAACCCAGGAAAAGAAAAUUAUUGCAGACAUCAAAAAGAUGGCAAAGCAAGGCCAGAUGGAUGCUGUUCGGAUCAUGGCAAAAGACCUGGUGCGUACCCGGCGAUAUGUGCGCAAGUUUGUGUUGAUGCGUGCCAACAUCCAGGCUGUGUCCCUCAAGAUACAGACUCUAAAAUCCAACAACUCAAUGGCACAAGCCAUGAAGGGCGUUACUAAGGCUAUGGGCACCAUGAACAGACAGCUUAAAUUACCCCAGAUUCAGAAGAUCAUGAUGGAGUUUGAACGGCAAGCAGAGAUCAUGGACAUGAAGGAAGAAAUGAUGAAUGAUGCCAUUGAUGAUGCAAUGGGUGAUGAGGAAGAUGAAGAGGAGAGUGAUGCUGUUGUGUCCCAGGUGCUGGAUGAGCUCGGACUGAGCCUCACAGAUGAGCUGUCAAACCUUCCCUCCACCGGUGGCUCACUCAGUGUGGCUGCUGGUGGAAAGAAAGCAGAGGCCGCAGCCUCAGCCCUAGCUGAUGCAGAUGCAGACCUGGAAGAGAGGCUCAAGAACCUUCGCAGGGACUGAACAACUCCCCUCCUGGACUCUUCACCCUGUCCCCUCUGUAAUAAAGAAACUUGGACACAAA